Molecule: messenger RNA, 1155 nt
Organism: Vicia faba (fava bean)
Lineage: Eukaryota; Viridiplantae; Streptophyta; Magnoliopsida; Fabales; Fabaceae
Source: the annotation of a GenBank genome assembly
AUGGGGUGGUUGGAUUCACUAUUUGGAAAUGGACGCAGAUUCAUCAAAAGGAAAGACAGUGAUGCAGGCGAAUCAGGUAAAGCGCUGGAAGAACUAAGAUCUUCUUUGUACAAUGAGCUCCGAACAUCAGAAGGAGCCAAGCGACAACAACAAAGAUAUUGUGGACCAGUGGUCGCAUUAUCGUUCAACUUCAUGGUUGCUGUUGGUAUCAUCAUGGCUAACAAAUUGGUGAUGGGAAGAGUUGGUUUCAACUUCCCGAUUUUCCUCACAUUUGUUCACUAUGUCACCUCAUGGGUUCUGCUUGCAAUUUUCAAAACUAUAUCGGUGCUUCCAGUGUCGCCUCCAUCUAAAUCAACUCCAUUCUCUUCUAUAUUUGCACUUGGUGCUGUUAUGGCUUUUGCAUCCGGUCUUGCGAACACAAGCCUCAAGUAUAACAGUGUUGGUUUCUACCAAAUGGCCAAGAUUGCUGUUACUCCAACAAUUGUUCUAGCAGAGUUCAUAUUUUUUAAGAAAACCAUUUCUUCAAAAAAGGUUUUGGCUUUAGCUGCUGUAUCAGCUGGUGUAGCAGUUGCAACUGUAUCAGAUUUAGAGUUCAAUUUAUUUGGUGCUAUAGUUGCAGUUAUAUGGAUAAUCCCAAGUGCGAUAAAUAAAAUUUUAUGGUCUACUUUACAGCAGCAAGGAAACUGGACAGCUUUGGCAUUGAUGUGGAAGACUACACCUAUCACAGUUUUCUUCCUAGGGGCUUUGAUGCCUUGGAUUGAUCCACCAGGAGUGUUAUCGUUCAAGUGGGAUGUAAACAGCUCGUCUGCAAUUAUGAUAUCCGCUCUUCUUGGUUUUCUCUUACAGUGGUCCGGUGCAUUGGCAUUAGGGGCAACUUCUGCUACAACUCAUGUCGUUUUAGGACAGUUUAAGACCUGUGUCAUUCUGUUGGGAGGUUAUUUGUUAUUCGAUUCUGAUCCGGGGAUUAUUAGCAUUGCCGGAGCGGUUAUUGCUCUCACUGGAAUGUCAGUUUACACAACAUAUAACUUGCAUGAGUCACAGGAAAAUGCAACCAAGCAGCUUCCAAAGCAUAAUGUGCCUACACCAAAACAGAAACCAGCUAAUGAAGAUAACAAAGAUUUGAGUGUAAAUAUUAACAAUAACAUUGUUGUGUGA